AUGCCUUCUGACCAGUCCAAUAAGAACACAGGCAACUGGCGUACAACCAGAGAGAAUGUUAUUGAGACUAUUGGCGAACUGACUGGGGGAGCCUCUUCCUGGACCAAAGAGAAUAACGAACAUCUUCAGAAGAAAGAACGUGAAGCACAAGACGCGAAAAAGCAGAAAGAGUCCAGACAGCAACUGCCUGCGCCACUGUCCGCAUUGCCAUCGGCGGCGCGGGUGCUGUUCAGCGCCUUCAAGUACAAUCUAGGGUUCUGGCCGCCGGCGCUGGUCGCGCAGACGGGGAACUUGGUGUUCUAUCGCAAUCAUGAGUCCGGAGGCCAUUUCCCGGGACCGGAUAAUCCGGUGGCCUUGUUGGGCGACCUGAGGGAGAUUAGGAGUUAUUGGGAAUAA
Aspergillus saccharolyticus JOP 1030-1 is the source of this 396-nucleotide messenger RNA. RefSeq lists its product as uncharacterized. The record is from RefSeq and is a predicted model, not a curated record. The transcript has 4 exons. Bases 1 to 396 code for a protein of 131 amino acids. NCBI's taxonomy places the organism in Eukaryota, Fungi, Ascomycota, Eurotiomycetes, Eurotiales, Aspergillaceae.